Messenger RNA from Gossypium raimondii (Peruvian cotton), 2173 nucleotides. RefSeq lists its product as uncharacterized. NCBI's taxonomy places the organism in Eukaryota, Viridiplantae, Streptophyta, Magnoliopsida, Malvales, Malvaceae. Gene Ontology annotation, molecular function: protein binding. The record is from RefSeq and is a predicted model, not a curated record. The transcript has 4 exons. The coding region runs from base 181 to 1530 and encodes 449 amino acids. Gene Ontology annotation, cellular component: nucleus.
CACAAAUGGCAAUUCACCGCCACCCCACUUCUCAAAAUAAGAAAAAAUAUUGAAUAUUUUAAAAUUGGGGGUACCUUAAAAUCAGAACCCUAACCCUAAUUUCCUCAAAUUUGCCCCGAUCCCAAAUUCCGUUCAGACGAAACCCAGAAAAUAUCCAAUUUCAGAUCAAAAUCAACAGUUAUGGAAGAUCAUCGAAUCAGCAAAGACGACAUUAGCAACAACAACAACAACGUUAAUCCGAGGCAAUUACAGCUAUUCGUUAAACUUGUAAAUGGCCAAACGUUAUCGCUUCAAUUCUCCUCCCCACAAGUCCAAGUCGGUUCCGUCAAGCGUCAAAUUCAGGAAAUCACGAAAAUCCCAAUCAAUUUCCAGCGCCUGAUCCGCGGCCAUCAGCUCAAGGACGAUUCUGUAAUUUUUCACCCCAAUGCCACCCUCAACCUCUCUUUCAGCCUUCCCGGUGGCAAAGGAGGUUUCGGAUCGCUGCUACGUGGCGCAGCCACAAAGGCCGGGCAGAAAAAGACGAGCAAUUUCGAGGCUUGCCGUGAUAUGAGCGGAAGGAGGCUGAGGCACGUGAAUGCGGAGAAGAGGCUGGAGGAGUGGAAGGCGGAGGAGGAAGAGAGGAAAUUGGAGAAGAUGGCGGAGGAUUUUAUAAAGAAAAAGGCGAAAAAUGGGAAAAAAGGGGUUGGAGAUGGAGAAGCCGAGAAGUAUGUGGCGAAGUACAGGGAGCAAUCAGCAAGGUGUGUGGCGGUGGUUGAAGAAUCCGUUAAGGCGGCGUGCCUGGGAAAGAGGAAGGCGGUUCCAGGCGGAGCUGACCCUAAAAUGUUAAAGAUUUGGAUGGGAAAGAGGAAAUUAAAUGAGAGUGAUAGUGAUAAUAGCAGUGAUGAUGAAGAGAGUGAAGAUGAUGAGGAAGAUGAAAAAUCUGUAGUUUUGAACAAUGGGAAUAAUUCAGAUUCUAGUAAGGGAACUGAGGGGAGUUCCGGUUUGGUUUCUAGGAGAAGACAUGAUGGGGAAUUCUCAGGUGGAGUAUCGAGUGAGAGUGGUUCCGAGGAAGAGAAAGACAUUGUUCCACUGCAAAGCUCGAAAUCCAGUGGGGAAGAUGUGCUUGAUGUAGAAAAUGAUAAGGUUGAAGUUGAAACAAUUCAACCCGAGAUACUGGAAAAUAAUGGAACUAAAACCGAAGAUCAGAAGGAAAUAGUUAGUCAGGGUGCCGAUGUUCCAGUUCAAGAAAAUGAAGGAGUUGGGAACAAACUGAUAGAUAGAGUCGAUGGUUGUUCUGAUGUGAAAUCAGAAUUUCAUGGAGAAACAGUAGUUUCAAACACUAACGUGGCCAUACCUGAAAAGCCGCUGAACUUCGAUGACUUCAAUUCGCCGCAAGAGAUGGAGGUUCUUGGGUUGGAGAGGUUGAAAUCAGAACUGCAGGCUCGUGGUCUAAAGUGCGGCGGUACUUUGCAAGAACGAGCUGCUCGGCUUUUCCUGCUAAAGUCUAUCCCUUUGGAUAAGCUUCCAAAGAAGCUGCUUGCAAAGAAAUGAAAACCAAUGUUGGUUGGUAUGUGGAGUAGCACCCUCUGCCGUUGGAGAUUUCCGGCACACAGGGCACGUAGAGUUCAUUCGUAGCCAUUCAUCGAUACAUUCUGCAUGGAAGCAGUGUUUGCAUUCUGGUAUGCACCUGAUAGUGUCUUUGCUAAGGUAUUCAGAUAAGCAUAUAGGGCAAGUGCUGUCGUUGGGGCCGGGUAUUCUCCGGCUCUCACCGAGCACCAGCUUUUCAUAUGAUUCGAUUGUGGAUUCAUCCAGCCCUGUUACGACAACCGCAGGUUGCGGCAGCACUGCCGCAGGUCUGUUGUUCCGUUGCAUGGGGCUUUCCCCAGCAUGAUUGCGACUGCUGAAGCAGCAUGCGAAGAGGGCGAUCCCGGUUGCGCACGCAAGUGCCGGUACAGCAAUUGACAAGCAGAUGAUCCCGAAAACUCUAAGACCAUUGCCUGUUUGGCCUGGAAUAUGAUACCAAAAGGAAAAUUUGACAUUGUAUUAGAUCAAAUGCUAAUUGGAAGAUGGAAAUACAAGAUUAACAUUUGGCUAACUUUAUUAUUGCGGAUCUUUUAAUAAUUGGAUUAAUGGUUGAAUAACUAAAAAUUUUAUAAAGAUUAUAAAAUUGGUUCAAUCAUUGAAUUUUUUUUUU